Molecule: messenger RNA, 1484 nt
Organism: Yamadazyma tenuis ATCC 10573
Lineage: Eukaryota; Fungi; Ascomycota; Pichiomycetes; Serinales; Debaryomycetaceae
Product: dolichyl-diphosphooligosaccharide-protein glycotransferase
Biological process (GO): protein N-linked glycosylation
Cellular component (GO): oligosaccharyltransferase complex; membrane
Source: RefSeq, a predicted model, not a curated record
AUCAAACAUCAAUGAGACUCCAUCAAUUGGCAGCAUUGUUUGCAGUGUUCAGCGUAGCCUGGGCCAUCUCCUUGAAAGAGGCCACUGUCAAGGUCAACAAGGACUUCUUUCAUUUGGGCGAAAUCUCCACCUUGGAACUCAAGCAACUUCUGCUCGAGUCCACCAAAGACAAACUUGAAUUUGAAAUUCAUUUGAACGACGUGUCAAAACAGCCCCAGCAGGCCCUCAUCACUUUAGGCGAUGGCAAGGGACUCGAUGUGACCCUUUUCCCCAAAUUCAUCGUGGAUAAAAAGAUUUUGAAAUUGUCUACUACUGCUUCCAAGAUACCUGUGAGCAUCCGUAACUUGGACACCAUUUUCAUCAACUUGAUUGUGGCCGAUUCCGGAUCCAGUACAAACUUGUAUAAACGCUUGGGUGAGUUCGUGCCACUGGAACCACUCAAAGAGUUGGUACCUUAUAAGCAGGCCGAAAGAAUUGGAAUCAAGCCUGAAAUCCACCAUAUUUUCAGGCAAGACCCCAGCACCGUUCUGGCAGUGAUCCCCAUUGCAUUUUCCGGGGCCGCCGUGGUGGUGCUCGUGGCAUUGUUGGGUAUGUGGGUCUCCCUGAUUGGACAGGACUUGUACGGAUUGGUGAAGAGUACCCCAGGUACUCAAAUCGUCAAUAAUGUGGUGUUUUUGAGCACCUUAUUGGGGUUCGAGGUGGUGUUUGUGCGGUACUACUUGGGCACCUCGAUUUUCACGACGUUGUUCCACAGCUUUGUGCUUGGAAUCCCUGCGCUCGUGCUGGGUUCGAGGGCUUUCAGAUUCUUGGGCUACUUAAGAAAAAUCGGAAAGGCCUAAAUGCCAGUGUAUAGAUUAGUAUAUACCGAUGUCGUUAAGUUUCAUUACUCUUGUCUUGUUUCUAGUCAUUUUCAAAAGUGUUGGUUAUCCAUCGGAAGUUCCAAAACCUUAAACGACCGGCGGCAUCGAUGAAACCUUUAUCCAUCGAGUUGGCCGCCACGAUCUUCCCCUUGAUGAGUGCCAUCGGCAACGACGAGUAUGACCGUGAGUCGAGCGAAUGGCAUAAGUUAUCACCAGUCACCCACACGUGACCGUCGGGGACUUUUAUGUACUUGUUGAAUCCAUCGUGGAGGAUCACCUCAUUUGGAGUAUUGGUAAGCGGCGACGACGAUGACGGGUCCACCAACACGAUGUCACCAGGCAUACCAGUGAUACGCUUACACACACGUUGGGUAGGUUCUGACGGCUUUGUGGCGACAAUACAAUCACCUAUAUCAAGAUUUCGUCCGUACCGGUAUCCUUUCAAUGCGUGGACGUAAUCGUGUUGAGCUUGAAGAGUAGGAAGCAUCGACUCUCCGCGUGUCUCGGUGAACUCGUAGACGUAUUCAUGGAGGAAGUGGGCGACACAGCCAGCUCGUAGGGUCCACGAGAGGGUGGUGGCCACAAACCGAACUUUUUGCAUCGGUGGGAGUGAGAUUAAGACGU